CUGCUUUAAUAAUCAAAAGAGCCGUCUUCGUAGGUCAUUACUGUCGAUUUUAUUGAUCAGUACGUCGUCUGUUCUCUGUAAUUUUUGCUUAAAUUGGCUAUAGAAAAGAGGAAGAAAGUCACAUCGGAAAUGGCUGCAACGGCAAGAAAGGCGAUUUUCUGUUGCUUCCUAGUGGCUGCAUCGAUUGGAGCUUCUCGUGCGAUUGUGGAAAGGGCAUGUGAAGGAAGAACCCUUUCUCUGGAGUGUCCCAACGGAUUCCUAAUCAGUAUCAACCAUGCAAAUUAUGGUCGUACUGCCGGCGCGGGGAUCUGCCCUCAUAGCCACAUCCAGACAACAUCAUGCUUCGCCGGCAAUUCACUCAGUAUCGUCAACGCCAACUGUGAUGGAAGAUCAUCAUGCAGUGUCUCAGCUAACAAUGGCGUAUUCGGCGACCCCUGUGUUGGUACCUACAAGUACCUCGAGGUAGACUACUCCUGCCAGCCUGAUCCCGACUGUACAAGAGAACGCAGAUGUGAAGGAGGUUCCAUCAACCUGCACUGCCCUGCAGAAACCCCGGCUAUUCACAUCUGCAGUGCCCUGUACGGCCGACAACUUCCCGGAUCAGCUGUAUGCCCCCACCCUCGUAUCCAAACCACCAACUGCGCCGCUUCCAGCUCCUUGUCUAAAGUCCGAUCGUUCUGUCAGGGCCGAUCUUCCUGUUCCGUCGCUGCUUCUAACAAUGUCUUUGGUGACCCUUGCGGCGGAACCUACAAGUACCUGGAAAUUGACUACGUAUGCGCACGACGUGGUCGAAGUUGUGAAGGAGGUACCCUAACCCUCAGCUGUUCAUCUGGACAGACCAUCUUAGUCUUGGAUGCGUUCUACGGACGCAUGGCAGGUCCAGAAAUCUGUCCUCAUUCCCAGGUGUCCAAUCGAAACUGUCGAGCGGCGAGCAGCAUCAGCAUCGUCGAAACCGCAUGCAAUGGCCAAACAUCAUGCUCCGUGGGUGCAAGGAACAGCGUCUUCGGAGAUCCUUGCGUGGGGACUUACAAGUAUCUCGAAGUUCUCUACCAAUGUGCCUGAAUAUCUUGAUAUCACGACGCGACGGCUAGACUCACAAACUACUCUUCUGGAGAGAAAACUUCCUGUCUUUUAUUCAACUAAUAUCUUGCUUCUGGUGUACGGUUAAUAUCGAGUUUUCGCAGAAUACUUUCAAGAACAUAGAAAAUGUAUUGAAAAUGCCGGUCAAAUGACAAUGAACAACUGAGUGGUCUUUGUCGAAAAUUGGUGAACGGAAACAGCGUUUCGUCCCAAAUUUCAGAGUUGUUUUUUUGCAACUGUAACCAGAAUGCAGGAAAAUGUAAUGAAAUUCCCAAUUCAAAUGAUAACGGACAACUGGACGGUCUUUCGGAGCUGAUAUGACGAGAAAUUGCAAGUAUGUCGUUUGCCCAUAUAGUCCAGGACGAAACUGCUGAUCUGAUUGACCAAAUUUCGACAAAGACUUGUUUGUUGCCCUUUGUCAUGAAGGGAAAUUGACAAUAGACUUUUGGGUUCUUAAAAAUGUUCUACGUACUGGUGGGAGAUGGACAAUUUUUUACCAACACAUUUAAUUAAUGUGCAUUAUGAUCAUUUAGACAUGGUUUGUGUCAUGUAGUUGUCAAUAUCUGUCCUGAUGCAUGUAGCUC
Molecule: messenger RNA, 1664 nt
Organism: Lytechinus variegatus (green sea urchin)
Lineage: Eukaryota; Metazoa; Echinodermata; Echinoidea; Temnopleuroida; Toxopneustidae
Product: L-rhamnose-binding lectin CSL3-like
Exons: 4
Coding region: 130-1062 (310 amino acids)
Molecular function (GO): carbohydrate binding
Source: RefSeq, a predicted model, not a curated record